Messenger RNA from Dacryopinax primogenitus, 2550 nucleotides. Its product is annotated as actin-like ATPase domain-containing protein. The transcript is spliced from 6 exons. Lineage: Eukaryota; Fungi; Basidiomycota; Dacrymycetes; Dacrymycetales; Dacrymycetaceae. Gene Ontology annotation, molecular function: ATP binding; ATP-dependent protein folding chaperone. Gene Ontology annotation, biological process: negative regulation of hypoxia-induced intrinsic apoptotic signaling pathway; endoplasmic reticulum unfolded protein response; cellular response to hypoxia. Gene Ontology annotation, cellular component: endoplasmic reticulum chaperone complex. Bases 1 to 2520 code for a protein of 839 amino acids. The record is from RefSeq and is a predicted model, not a curated record.
AUGCGAACAACCCUUCUUCUCUCUCUUCUUGCUCUCGUUUUUCACUCCUCAGCCAGCCUAUUAGCAAUAGACUAUGGCGCAGAAUGGACCAAGGCAGCGCUCAUGAAGCCUGGAGUGCCAUUCGACGUCCUCCUUACAAGGGACUCUAAAAGGAAGCUGCAGAGCGUCGUAGGUUGGAAAGGCGAUGAAAGGCUAUUUGGAUCUGAGGCUGCUGCUGUCCAAACGAGAUUCCCUACGGACUCGUUCCAGUUCCUCAAGCCUCUCCUCGGAACAGAGUAUUCCCAAGCUGCAGCAGCAAACCAGAGCGCUGUAUCGCUCGCUCGGACCUCAGAAAGUGAGCGGGGGACGUUCGUUUUCCAUCGGUCGGACGGCACGGCGUGGAAUGUCGAGGAGCUCGUGGGGAUGCAGUUUGGGUAUGUGAAGGAGCUUGCUGAGGCUUUGGGGGGGGAGCCGGUCAGAGAUUCCGUUGUAACCGUCCCAGCCUACUUCUCGCAUUUCCAGCGUCAAGCCGUGCUCGACUCGCUCGAAAUUGCCGGCUUGCGCCCGCUCGCACUCAUAAAUGAUGGCACGUCUGUUGCUGUUAACUUCGCCAUGACUCGGUCCUUCCCCAUCCCGGAGACGCAUAUUAUCUACGAUGCCGGGGCGGGCUCUAUCCGCGCUACGCUCGUCACGUUCUCUUCCUCCGUUUCUAAGUCGAAGAAGGACAAGGACAAGGAGACAACCCUCAUCGAAGUCAAGGGAAUGGGUUACGACCUUGUUGCGGGGGGGAUGGAGCUAGAUUUCCGCCUGCGCGAGCUGCUGGAAGAGGAUUUUGCGCAUAAGACUGGUGUGAGGAUCCAGGGUCCGAGGCCUGUCGCCAAGCUCGCAAAGGAAGCGGCGAGGGUCAAGGCUAUCCUCAGCGCCAACAUAGACUCUUCUGUUCAUAUCGAGAGCCUGUAUGAGGACAUCGACUACCGGAGCAAGGUAACCCGGGAACAGUUCGAGGCUGCUUGUGCAGACCUGAAGCCGAGGUUUACCCAGCCUGUGUUAGACGCACUGGCCAUGGCGAGACUGACGAUGGACAACGUGACGAGUGUGAUCCUUACGGGGGGCGCAUCGCGCACCCCGAUGAUCCAGUCGGUGGUGAACGCCGUUGUUGGGAAGGGAAAGAUUGCACAGAACGUCAAUGCGGACGAAUCCUCCGUUCUGGGCGCAGCGCUCUACGGCGCCUCCCUGUCGCCUCUUUUCAGGACAAAGGACAUCAAAGUUCAAGAUCUCGUCCCUUAUCCUAUCCAAAUGUCUUACCCCGCUGGGCAGCGGACGAUUCACACCCCGCUUUUCCCCCGCGGCUCUCGCGCGGGGCUCAAGAAGACAGUCUCCCUGAAACGAGCCGAAGAUUUUAGUGUUCUGUUCGAGUACAAGGACGCGCCACUCCAUACACGAGAGGAAAUCCUCGAAGUGUCCUUCAGCGGUGUCGAGGAGGCCGUUAGGAACCUCACCGACGGAGGAGCGAAAGAGACAGUCGCUAAGCUUACCGUGCAGUACUCUGAUAGCGGGCUGCUCAGCCUCAGGGAGGCGGCGCUCAUUGGAGAGGGGUAUGAGCAGUCGUUUGCCGGUGCGCUGAAGGGCCUGUUCGGGGCCGGAAAGCAAGAGGAUGUUGACCAGGAGGCGGAUCGGCCCGGUGCAGAGGGGGAGCAGGCUCCCCUUGAGGCUCCCGAGAUGAAGCAGGAUCCGAAGGAGCUCCCGCUGGCAUUUUCCGAAGUUGCCCGGUCGGUCCCCGGCCUAACGAAGGAAAGGAAGAGGAAGAGUAGGCAGAGGCUCAUGGCGCUCGACGCUGCUGAACAGACCAAGCGGCGUCGGGAGGAAGAACGCAAUCAGCUCGAGAGCUACAUCUACAAGCUCAGGGACGUGUUGCUUAGUGAUGCCGAGACGGUUUUUAUAGUGUAUUCGAGCGAAGCGGAGAGGGCGGCAUUGCGCAGCGUGCUGGAGGAAGUCACGGGCUGGAUGCAUGAGGCUGCUGAGACGGCGGAGCUUGUGCUCCUGAGGGAGAAACGCGCUGCUCUUGAGGCAGCGGAACAACCUAUUCAGUCCAGGGUGAAGGAAGCCCAGGAAUGGCCCCAGCAUCUGUCGGAUCUUCAGCGCGCUCUCACAGCAGGCAGGAUCUUCCUCACAGGUGCAUUCGAGAGCCGGACUAGUGACGAUCCUGAGAACCCGCCGCUGCAUUCGGACGAGGAAUUGGAGAAUGUCAAGACGAUUUUAGAAGAUACGGAGCACUGGCUUCAAGAGGCGCUUGUUGCUAACAAGAACAGGGCGAAACAUAUAGAUGCCACAAUCAAAACGUGGGAGAUGCGCUCCAGGGGGAUCCUCCUACAGGAUGCGGUGACGAAGCUGACGCGGCGGAAGGCGCCGAAGAAGCCUAAGAAGAUGUCGACAACUUCCGAGUCUUCUUCUACCACCGGGGCUGCCGAGCCUGGAAAGACGGCUGGCGUGGAGGGGCAAAAUGACGAAUCUCAGAUACCAUUGCAUAGACAGGAACUGUAGCAGGUGAGAUGUACCCGGAUGUGGUAGAUU